GUCUGACAGCAGCCUGUGAGUGUCUCCUUACUGGGAUCCUUCUGGUACAGACGGAGUAUGGAGUCAAACAUACGAAUCCAGGAGGGCUAAUCAUGAACAUUUAGUUGGAAAAAUGGAGAAGGAUUCCGAGUCUUCAUCCUCCUCUGUCAGCACCACGGGUCCGUGCCCUGUCCUGAGGGGACCCUCACCAGCGCCUAAACAGAUUCCUUCUCCCCCUGCAGCUAGUAAAUCUGCUGCACCUUCUCAGCCUGACAAAUCAACAUCUCCAUCAAGUCCCAGAAAAUUAUCUGAUUUCUCUUCAUCAUCCACACAAGCUAUUCAUUUGGAUAAAUCAAAGCCAGAGUCUUUUGCUGAAUCUGUGUCCUCAGAACGUUGGUCUGGUGACAUAACUGAAAAACCUCAUCCAGGUUCGUCCAACACGUCUGUCUCCAAAACAACAAGUAUGUCAUCUUCUGCAAAGUUCAAAUCGACCUGUCCUGGAUCAUCUUGCUCUGGCUCCAACACUUCCCCCUCUGGAGCUGCUUCCACAAAACGCAGCUUUGCCUCUGUGGCUAAGCAGGUGAUAAUGCAGGAGAGACUCAGGAAGGCAGAGGAAGAGGAUGCAAAUGAUGAAGAAGAUGAUGAAGAACUAGAAGACCUGAGUGUGGAGCAGAUGGAGGAGAAGGCCAACACUGGUGAUGCCAGAGCUCAGAGCCGGUUGGGUCAGCACUUCUUGAUGCUUGCUGAAGAAAAAGACCCAGACCUCAACAACCGCCUGGCAGUUAACUGGCUAAUCAAAGCAGCUAAACAGGGAAGAAUGUCCGCAGCGAGACUUCUUCAGCGCUGCUGGAUCCAGAAAAAGGGAGUAACUCCAGAAAAUGAGGCUGACAUGCGCAAGUUGUCAAAAGAGGGCAAGUUUGAGCUGGCAGUACGCAAAGCAGCCAUGAUGAUGUACUGGAGGCUCAAUCCAGACAGGAAGAAAAAAGUGGCUGUCUCUGAGCUGCUCCAAAAUGUCAGCCAGGUGAACGCAGUGCCAGCAGGGGGCACAGCAACCAGAAUCCCUGCUCCUACUUCGGGCCAGACCCAGAAAAUAAUAGAGAGCAUGGUCAGCACUGAUGCUAAACAGGUGGUGGACCUGGAUGACUUUGUUGAAAUGACGAAAAAAUAUGCACAAGGCAUUGUCCCUACUGUCCCUCAAUAUGGAAGCCAGGACUCAUCAGAAAUUGAAAGUCCCGACCUGCUGGAUAGAAAAGGGAAGGACAAGGCAGGGGUAGUCCCUAAAGAACAUAAGAAGGUCCAGAAACAUUCUUGGAGCUUUGAUUACAGUGGGAUGCUGCCGGACGCCAAGCAUACAAAUGCCAUGAAGUCACACCUGAUGAUGCUGCAGUAUCCACUUCAUGCAGUUAUUGAGAUGAAGGAGCACCUGUUUGACUGGGCAUCGAGGGCAGGCGUCCAGUGGCUGAGCACGCUCAUCCCUACGCAACAUGUCAACGCCCUCAUUUUCUUCUUUAUCAUCAGCAACCUGACCGUUGACCUGUUUGCCUUUGUUAUACCCCUGCUUGUCUUUUACCUUUCCUUCAUUGCCAUGAUUAUCUGCACUCUAAGGAUCUUCCAGAGUAGCAAGACAUGGGAGAACUUCAAAGCCUUGACAUCCCUGCUGACUCGUUUCGAACCAGGUCUUGAUGUGGAGCAGGCAGAGACCAACUUUGGUUGGAACAACCUGGAGCAAUACCUUUACUUUAUCUUUUCCGUCUUUUUUGUCAUUUUCUCCUUUCCUGUCGCUGACAAGAAAUGGAUCCCUUGUUCUGAGCUCUCCACCGUGGCAAUUUUCUUCACAGUUCUCAGCUAUUACAGCCUCAGCCCAGCUGCAGCAGCAUAUGCACGUCGUGCAAUCUUCAUAGAGGUAGCCUCAAAUCUGUGUUGCCUGACACAAUUACUGCCAGAGGACAUGACAGGACUUCGUUUUCUUGGACACACAUUUACUACAGUGCCGCUUGGGGAGUCUGUGGUACUGAAGCUCAGCAUCCCCUGCCUUCUGUAUAUCUACCUUUUCUACCUGUUUUUCAGCAUGGCAAGAACCCGUGGAUUUCGGGGAACCUACUGCUUCCUGAUCCCAUAUCUUGUAUGCUUCAUGUGGUGUGAGUUUUCAGUGGUCCUCCUACAAAACUCCUCUGCUGUUGGAUUAAUCCGCACCUGUGUAGCAUACUUCCUCUUCCUGUUUGCACUCCCAGCUCUGGUGUUUGGCCUUGCCAUCAUGCUCUUCAUCCAGCUGUUUAAAUGGUUCAUAGAGCUAGAGUUGACAAAGAUGAUUGUGACCCUGGUGAUAUGUGCAAUUCCCGUCACUCUGCGGCUCUGGACACGAUUCAGCAUGUCUAUUUUGGAUGUUCUGCGCUCAUUUACGCAAUGGGGUCCAGUCAAAUUCAUCUUACUCUGCAUUUCCAUGGUGAUCCUGUUCUUCUCGGUAUAUGUAUACCAUGCGGAGGGACAGAAGGUGUACAACUCCACUCUGACAUGGAACCAGUACAGCCAGGCUUGUGGGCCUCCAGCCUGGGAAAGCAAAGGCAUGGCUCAGACUCAGAUCUUCUGCAGCCACCUGCAAGGGCACAGAGUCACCUGGACUGGACGCUUUAGACACGUCCGGAUUGCUGAGACAGAAAAUGGUGCGCAGUCUGUCAUUAAUAUGCUGCCAGUGUUUAUUGGGGACUGGAUGCGCUGCUUGUACGGUGAGACAUAUCCCAAGUGUGACCUAAAGAAUACAUCACUGGCAAACUCAACGGCAGUGGAAAAAGCAAACAGUUCUUUGUCAGGUCCAGUUUCUCUGGUCACACUGAUUAAAAUGCAAGAAGAAGAAGAGUUGUGUCAAAUUAAGGCUUUAGCCAAGCACACCUGUCACGUCAAGCGUUUUGACAGCUAUCGAUUUGAGGUGACGGUGGGAAUUAUCCAAGAUGGAAGCUCAGGAGCAGAGGAUGCAGCCAGAGAUAUAAUCCUCAUGGCCAGCAAUGAGUUUAGACAAGUUCUGCUCAAUCUGAAACCUGGUAACAUAGUAGAAUUCAGUACUAAGCUGGACGGACGUUUAGGAGCAAAGGCUCCGGCCUUUGAGCUCAAGGCUAUCCACUGCCUCGACUGUGCUUCUUCAUGGCUGACUGGAGGUAGGCAGGUGAAGAUCGAGAGAGACUUCAGGCGUACAACAGUUAGAGCCUUCAAGUUUGCAUUUGACUUUUUCUUCUCACCUUUCCUGUCAGCAGAAAUCCGUACCUGAGAUUAAACAGACAACAAGAAACCCGAAUCUUUUUUUGUGAAAGGAUUUUUAAAUAUAA
This is a messenger RNA of Poecilia latipinna (sailfin molly), 3296 nucleotides long. It is a transcript of the gene wfs1a, whose product is annotated as Wolfram syndrome 1a (wolframin). The record is from RefSeq and is a predicted model, not a curated record. Gene Ontology annotation, biological process: calcium ion homeostasis; endoplasmic reticulum unfolded protein response. The transcript has 11 exons. Lineage: Eukaryota; Metazoa; Chordata; Actinopteri; Cyprinodontiformes; Poeciliidae. The coding region runs from base 113 to 3238 and encodes 1041 amino acids. Gene Ontology annotation, cellular component: endoplasmic reticulum membrane; endoplasmic reticulum. Gene Ontology annotation, molecular function: protein binding.